This is a messenger RNA of Hemicordylus capensis (graceful crag lizard), 13012 nucleotides long. It is a transcript of the gene VCAN, whose product is annotated as versican. Gene Ontology annotation, biological process: cell adhesion. The coding region runs from base 335 to 9739 and encodes 3134 amino acids. NCBI's taxonomy places the organism in Eukaryota, Metazoa, Chordata, Lepidosauria, Squamata, Cordylidae. The transcript is spliced from 15 exons. Gene Ontology annotation, molecular function: hyaluronic acid binding; calcium ion binding. The record is from RefSeq and is a predicted model, not a curated record.
UGUGCAUGAAGAGAGCCCUCCUCUCGGAGAGGCAGCGCCGGGCCCCUCCUCUGGAGUGCUGACGGUACAAUGAUAUAAUAAUGAUGGGUGGCGGAGCCCGCAUUUGAACUUGCAGGCAAAGCUCGCGGGGUGCUUCGUUUUGCCGCAAGCGCCUGAAGCCGCCUGGAAUCAGGUGUUCGCCGCCGCCGCCGCCGGAGGGGGGGCCACGAGGAAGCGGGAGCCAAGCAGAGGACUUGCAUGCGGCUACUGGGGCACCUCUGGAUUAGCAGCACGCUGGGAUUUGUUGCCUCCUCUGCCUCUGCUUGUUCGCAAUCAACUGCUUUGGAAGGCCAAGAUGUUAAAAAGUAUCUUAUGGAUGUGUUGGAGCUUAGCCAUGACAUAUGCAUUCCGCAAAGUUAAAGUGGAAAAAAGUCCACCGGUGAAGGGCUUCCUCGCUGGAAGAGCUGUCCUUCCUUGCUUCUUUUCAACCUUGCCUACUUUGCCACCAAGCUACCACAAUACAAGUGAAUUUCUUCGGAUUAAGUGGUCAAAGAUUGAGCAGGAUAAAGGUGGAAAAGAUCUAAAAGAAACCACAGUUUUAGUGGCCCAAAAUGGGAAUAUCAAGAUAGGACAAGACUACAAAGGGAGAGUGUCAGUUCCAAGCCAUCCAGAAGACAUUGGUGAUGCAUCAUUGACUAUGGUGAAAUUACGGGCAAGUGAUGCUGGGGUUUACCGCUGUGAUGUCAUGUAUGGAAUUGAAGAUACCCAGGACAUCGUCUCGCUGGCUGUUGAUGGUGUUGUGUUUCACUACCGUGCAGCAACCAGCAGGUAUACUAUGAAUUUCCAGCAAGCUCAGGAGGCUUGUUUGGAGAAUGGUGGUGUUAUAGCAAAUCCUGAUCAGCUGAAAGCUGCAUAUGAAGAUGGAUUUGAACAGUGUGAUGCUGGAUGGUUGUCUGACCAGACUGUUAGAUAUCCCAUUAAACAACCCAGAGUUGGCUGCUAUGGAGAUAUGAUGGGCAAGGAAGGAGUCAGAUCCUAUGGGUAUCGUCUUCCCAAUGAGACUUACGAUACCUAUUGCUAUGUAGGAAGCUUAAAUGGUGAUGUCUUCCAUAUAACUUCUCCCAACAAAUUAACCUAUGAAGAAGCCAAAAGGCAAUGUGAGGUGCACGAUGCAGAGCUUGCUUCUGUGGGCGACCUGCACGCUGCUUGGAGGAAUGGCUUUGACCAAUGUGACUAUGGUUGGCUAGCUGAUGGAAGUGUGCGUUAUCCUGUUUCUGUGGCAAGAAUUCAAUGCGGAGGAGGUUUACUUGGAGUGCGAACCCUGUAUCGCUAUGAGAAUCAAACAGGCUUUCCUUAUCCUGACAGCAGAUUUGAUGCCUACUGCUUUCAACGUAAGGAGAACAUAUCAGAUUCUGCAUCUGUUGAACUGAUCAUACCUUUUGAAAAUGGGCCAGCCAAUGUAGUAUCUAAGCAACCAGUGCCUGAUGCAAAAGAGAAGAUGCCUAAGAAGAUUAUUAGUUUAUCCACUGUUCUACCUCAGACCGUUACAGACUUUUCUGAUUCAUCGGAAGUGACAGAAUCAGAUACUAUACGGAGUGACUUCGUAGUCAUUACACCCACACGGGCUGUUCCUGACCUCAGUGAGGAAGUUCACUGGAGUUCUGAAAGUCAGACUGAACCAAUAGAGGUAGGACCAAUAAGAACUUCUGUAGCUGUUCUAUUGAGAACUGACUUGAGUGAACCUGUAGAAACAGAGACUUCCAUUACUCUAACAAAGGAAGAAACACAUCUUGGCAUCCAGCCCACAAAAGAAUCUUUGGAAGCAAAAGCUGACACAAAACUCACAACUGUUGUCAUUCCAAAAGAGCUGCUCACAGUUCAUCAUGAACAAACUGUAGAGGAGAAGGAGUAUGUCUCUGUUAGGCCUGAUCAGAGGCCAGUGGCUUCUAGCAGUGUUCCAGAACUAAGUGUAGUUAAAGUGUCAAAGCCAUUCUUGGAUGAGAAUGCUACCACAUCAAAAGAUGAGUCAACCUUAUUUGAAAGCAAAAGACCACCAGCUACAGAACAUACAAAGAGCUACGAAACACCAGUUUUUACAGCAACUGAUAGAACUAAGGUAGUAUACAGCACUGAUUCAGCAGAAUCAAAAGGGAAAGAAGAAAUGUCACCUGCUGAAAGCACUGUGACAUCCUUUGCUGCAGGGGGGUUUACCAAAACAGAAAGAGAUGAUGUGCCAAGACAUCAUGAUAUAAUAGUGUCCACACCAGGAGUGCAACAAGAGAAGACUGAAGGCACAAUAGAUAAGAAAUAUGAUUGGACUUUUGAAGGGAGCACAGCUGAAUGGCAGCCAGAUUUAGAAGUCCCCAGGCAAAUAACUACGCCAUCAAUGGACACUGAAGACACAACCGGCCCAGAUUCAGUUGUGUUUACAGAUGCAACAAAGAUGGCAACUUUGACUGCAAUGUCAAGGAGAGAACCUGGCAUUUCCCUGGUUUCUGAAACCUCAGAAGAUCAAACUGUUAAAGAUGCAGUGACUAUUACCAUUCCAACAGGUGCUACAGGGAAAACAACAGAGGCUACAACAAUUUUUCAGGAAGAAUCUGGUACUAAAGAUCAAGCUAUAGAAAAGCUGUCCCCUGCCCCAGAUGUUACAGCUGUGGUUACAAAGUUGCCUGGACAUGAUGUUGAAGGAUCUGCAUAUGAAGAAAAAUAUGCAGCAACAGAUGCUUUGAGCACAAGUGUAAAAAUAGCAACCACAAAGCCUGACCUUUCUUCCACUGAUACUGCCACUGAACACAAAUUAAAAACUACGGAUGUUCCUCCCACACAACCAAGCAUAGAAAGUGAAAGCAAAGAGCCUGCAAUCAAACCUGUAGGCUCCCUUGCAACAGAAGCUAUCGGUCCUGCAGCUGAAAAAUCUACUGAUAUGGAGAAAGUCGAUACUCUUCCAACCCAUAGUCCAGAAGGUUCCGGAACAACAGAAGAUGCUAUAGGAACGGAACCUGUUUUAUUUUCAGCUAUUGCAACAAGCAAACCAACAGUUGUAAGUGGCAUAACCACAUCUACCAUUGCUGCAGUAGACAAAAUCCGACCUACUUCAGCACCCAAGCCUUUAAUUACCAAAACACGACCACCUCUAAUUGACAGGGAACCUGAUGAGGAUACGAGCAAAGACAUGGUAAUAAUUGAUGAAUCUAUUUCUACCAUUAAAACCACUACUGAUGAUGAUUUUACAGGCACCACAGAAUCAGAUAUUGAUAAAGAAUAUUUUACAUCAUCAAGUGUCACCUCAGUUGCACAGCCCACAGGACCACCCACAGAGGUUUUAGAACCUCAAGAAGAGCCUCCUUCUACUUCAGAUGAUGGCAUAGGGGUGGAAAGCAGCCCUGACAUAAAUUUGUUUGUUGUUGCUAUCUCAGGCAAUGAUACAGAUCCACUGCAUGGAAUUUGGGAUAUGCUUGGUUACCCAAUUCAUCCAGAUGAAUCAGAUGAGUCUUCCAUAGAUUCUGAAUCAACACACGAACCCUGCACAGCAACCCCUGAUGAAGAGUCUGAAGAAAUCCUUAUUCUGGGACAUUUCUAUCCAGAUUUAUUCAAUCUUGGGGAAGGAGAGGAGGAAGAGGAGGAGGACUGUGAGAAUGCUACUGAUGUCACAACUCCCCCAGCAUUGCAGUUUAUAAAUGGGAAGCAUCAGGUGACCACUGCACCUAAAGAUCCAAAAGCUGAAGAAGUAAGAAGUGACCAAAUUGAAAGUUUAGCACAUUCCAAAAAUGUAACAUUUUCUCAAAUCAAUGAAACUAACAUAGUGUCUGAGAAUGAAGCCUCUAAUGUAUCACAGUCCGGUGAAUCUACUGAAAUAAUAGGAGAAGAUACAAUUACACAAAAGCUAAUGGCAGAGUCUGUGGUGACGGAACUGGUCUUCAGUGGGGAAUCAGAAAUUUCUACCACAGAUAAAACCCUUGAAAAAACAUUUGUGUAUGACCAGUCUCCAUCAGAAACUACAGACAAAUUGAAAGAAUCUGGAACAGAUUUUCAAAGAAUCCCAACUAAACAUCCUAGCACUUUCUCUUUAAGCAAUACAAAAUAUGCAGGAGAUAUUACUAUCCAGCCUGAGUUAAAUAGUUAUGCCUUUUCACACACACUGAAAACAACAUUAAAAGAAGAUUCGAAAAGGGUUUCUCUUAUAACUACUGUUCCAAGUAGGUUUCCUCCUUCAACCACGGUAACUGUAGCCAUGGAAGAUACAAAGCCAGAAAAUGAAGCUUCUGUUUAUCAGGACUAUUAUAAAUCAACAAUUAGACCUGACAUACUUUCUUCAGUGAGAAGUUAUUUGGAAACAACCAGAAGUUCAUGGGAUUUAGCUGAAGGCUCUGGAGAUGUUAAAGAAGAGAUUUCUAAAUCUAAAGUUGUGAUAAUGAAAACAGCAGGAACUGAAAAGAUACCUGUUCAGGAAGUUUUCUCAGAUCUUAGCCAACCUAUGCCUACCAAAAGCAACCUUAACAUUUCACAGCUUCCUGCUACUUCACACAAAGAAACUAGUUCUACACUUGAACAAACUUCCAUAGAAGCUAUUAUUCCUCAAUCCGUUACUGAAUUGAAUUUAGGGGAAAAAAAUCUUACCUCUAUCACAAAUGCAAUAAAUGUGGCGGAAGAUGAGAAAGCGACUAUGAGCACCAUUUCUUCACCUAAGGAAUAUUCAACACUUGAGACAGAAAAGUUGCUGUUCAAUAAUGAACUGAAGAACUUUAGUGAUAUUGUCAGGGCUGUGAGUCAAGAAUCCAUAACCCUAGCCAAAACAAUAUCUGUGACAGAUAUAUCACCACUCAAAACUGAAGAUUUAACAGAAGGGAGAAUGUCCACUGAUGAAGAAUCUGGUGGUAGAUCCACAGGUGAUUGGCGGAAACCUGAAAAAGACAUACUUUUGGGGGGUUCCACAAAAAAAGUGGUAAGUACUGACUCCCCAUUUAUUGAUCCAGGUUCUGGAGAAAUGGAUGUUAUAAUGCAGCCUACCACCUUGACUUCGUUCCCACUGAGGUCUGCACCUGGAAGCAAUGACACACAAGUAAAUGAGAUAGAUAUUCUUAACACAGAUACAUCAUCUUUGAAACACGCAAUAACUGUUGAUCCCACAAUACAAGUGUUAAGUACUGAAUCACAUAGGCAGACCAUGGAAACUAGAAUAAAAGAUCAAGUACCAAAUAAUGUAACAGAUAACCAAGGACUACUUACAUUGUCAUUUAGUGAAAAGGCCAUUCUGGAGUCAGAUGAAGAGGUGACAACGUCUUCUUCAACAAAGGAAGAAAAAACUGACUUAUCUGAAACAUAUGGCAUGACAUCAUCUCUGAAGCCUCUGACAAACAUUGCUUCUGACAUCAUUGUGACUCAUAGUAUCAGAAGUAUACAGCCAGUAAUGGAAUCAACUGAAAGUACUGUAAUAAUUUCUUCCAGUACUCCAAGAAUAUUGACAGAAAACACUGACAUACAAAAAAUAGGCUCUGGAUUUACAAUAAAUGAAACAUUAGAAUCUGCUCAACCAGAAAAUGCAAGAUUUUCUCCAACCACCAUUACAGAGAAAAUUCACAUGGUAGACAUGGGCUCUGGAGAGGAAUUCAGAGAUGAUAGAAGUAAUGUGGUGCUAGUGCCUCAUGAUCCUAUGGAAAGAAUAAUUGAUACCAAAUUUCCAGGGAUUGAACAGGGUUCUGGAGAUACAGACUCCUUUUCAGAGCCUCUGAUAAAAACAACAGUUUUAUCACAGUUACUCUUAGACAGACAAGGUACUCAAACAAUAAAAAAUGAAAGAGAAGUUAGUAGUACAUCUACAUAUCAACAAUUUACAGAUGCACCUACAAAGUUAGAUGUAAGUAGUGACACUGUGAUCAUGACAAUCAAUACAGGAAUUACAAGACAAGUCUCUAAUAUACCAAACAUUGAGGAGAAAAUACCAGUUGAGUUGGAAACAACAACUUUUUCUCCAGAAACUCCUUUCAAAGAUGACAUGAAUUCUGAUAAAGAAGAUUCCGCUGAAAUGUCAGGAAAAAUGGCACAAAGAGUAACAACACAAGAAUAUUUAAUUAAAAGCACACAAUCUAUUAUUGAACAGCUAAGAAUGUCGGCUGUAUCUACAUUUACCCCAUACUUAGAAGAAACAAAAACUUACAUCACUUCCAGUCCUGAAUUUGUGCAAAAAAAUCCCUCUUCAUAUGAUAAAGCCCUCAUAACUGAAUCCAAAACAUUUCCAAACCAAGUCAUUAGCACUUCAGUAACAGUCGGAGAGAAAGAAGAGCAGUCAGAACAAAAUGUUUACUCUACUGAAGAUAGCCAUAAACCUUCCAGACUGUAUAAGCCAAUAACUACAAUUAUCAGUAAUGUUCCAUUGUUCUCAGAACAAGGUUCAGGAGAUGAAUUUUUUACAGUUCCGUCCACCAUAAUGCCCUUAAGUUCUACGAUAUUGACAGAAAGUAUAACUGCAUUAAAUCAUGACAUUCUUCAUCCUAAAAGUUCAGGAGUACAUUUUUCGGAGGAGAAAAUAAAGGAAUCUAAUAGACAGUCCAUUGAACCAAAUGAAGAUUCUAGCAUUGAAAUCAAAUUUCCAUAUACUAUAACAGAAACAUUGCCUACAGCAAGAGACAAAAGAAUGCCUGCUGCAACUACUUUAGAUGCUGGAGCCAUUGACACUGAAACAUCUACCAUCAAGCACUUCAUUCAUGAAAAUUCUCAGAACCAGGGAAAAGUAACUUUAUCAAUACCAACUGCUAGAGAGGGAAGUUCCCAAGGGGAACAUCAAGAAGAUACAACUUCUCCUUCUAAAUUAUUUAGUGGAACCCCAAGUCUGGGUACAGCCCAAACACUUAAAACUACCUCAAACCCAAAAAUGUGGAGCACAGUUCAUGAAAGUUCUGGAGAAGGAUCUGGCUGGAUAGACAUGAUAGGAAGGCAUUCAGAAUCACCUACGCCGAUGCCAAAAACAGAAGCAACACUUGAAUUUCAUAGCCAUGGUGAAAAAAUUUCAGACGUGGAUCCAGAUGUAGCAAUGAAUGUAUCACAAAUGGUAACAAUAUCACCCACCCACAGAUAUAAACAACAACAUAUGUUACCAACCUCAGACAGUGGUCUUUCAGAGACAUUUGCAGAUGAAAGUUCUACAAACAACAUAAAAGACUAUGAGGAACUUAUUGUGAUUGUUGAUAGCAAAAGGAAUUAUUCACAGGAUAUUUUGAACUUUAAUGAUGAAACAACAAUUAUAGAUGCUGAUCAGUUUAAGUCAAGACUUGAAGACAUAAACAGCCAAGCAACUGCACAUACUGAAAGGCAUUCAAUGUAUGAUGUUCAUACUACCACAACUGAAAUUGACAUUCAGAAUACAUCACCUGAAAUUUCUCUAACCAAUGAUAAAUCAGGUAACUUUGGAGAUAGUCAAGGAAAGGCAGUAACCAGUAACUUAAUACAUAGUGAACACAUAACAUCUAAACACACACUAAUAUCAGAUAAUGUUGGUUCAGGAGAUGACAUAACUUUCACAACAGAAACUCCCAUCACUCAGGAGUUACCAAAAAUGGCCACUUGGCUCCCAACCAUGUCACUUCCUUUCAGCAUUACUAUACCUUCUCCAACCAGUCCCAGAGCUGGUGAAAAAGCUGAAGAAUCACAGUUUGGGAUUAAACAUGUAGAAUCCAAAGGUACAGUAGACGACAACUCUGAAUUGCACACAUUAUCAGACAACCAGGCAAUAGCAGACGAAAGUGAAGUUGUUUCUACCUCUGGUGUUUCAGAAGAACAAGAAGUAGAGAUAGAUAAAAAAAAGGAUUUGGUGCCUUCUGCAUCACCAUACAUAACUGUUAAGUCAGGGCAAGCUUUGAUAACAAACAAAUCUAAAGAAAGCACUGUUACCAUUCAGCUUGUUUCCCAAAGUGAGGAGGAGAAUGACAUUUACAAAGGAAUGAAAACUGCAGCAACAGAACCAGUAGGAAGUGAUCCAGAAAAAUUAUUUCCUGUAACACCAACAUUUCCUGUGACAGUCUAUUUACUUAAUGGAGCUUCUGAGAACCCUGAUGAAAUCAUGCAAAGUACUUCAUCAUCAGCUGAUUCUGACAAGCACCAUUUGUCAUCCAUGCAGACUUUUAGAGAAGCUAGUGCUGACAUUGCAGCAACUUACAAACCUUCCCCUAAAGAUUCAUCAGAUAACAUAGAGUUUCCAUUAGAAUCUUCUCCCCAACUGGAAUCAGAAACUAUCAUCACUGAAAGUACACCUAUUUCCAGUGGGCACGUAACAGAAAUGAAAGAAAAGCCAGGAAGUUCUACAGAACAAGUUCCUACAGUAGAAUCACCUGUUUCUGGAGAACUCCUUUCAAAGGAAGCAAAACCAACAAACUUUACACAUUCAGACACUGACAUUUUAGAAGCUAGCUCAGAAGAUUCUUCCUCUGAAAGCGUGACAGAGCUAAACCAAUUAGAUGAAAAUAGUGCUGAUGGAGGCUUACCAUGGGUUCGCACUAUGCCUUCUGCAGUUCCACAUGAAAGUAAAACAGGUGGAAUAUUUGGUGCUGAUGAGGAAGCUGAUGCCUGGCCAAUUUCAUCCCCACCAUCUGUGGAUACCCCAACUGCUUCAGUUAUGCAGAAGGAGCCAACAACAAUUUCUUCUAACACUGCAACAAAAAGCCCAGGCCUGGAAAUCAUUCCCGACUAUAACAAACAGACAAGAAACACUGAGGAUAUGAAUAUGAAUGAACUUGUAACACCACCAUUUUUACCUCUGGAUAUUACUAAUGGAUCAAAUUUCCUGAUUGGCACAGGUGGGGGUUCUGUUGAAGGCACUGCAGUUCAGAUCCCAGGCCAAGAUCCAUGCAAAAGUAAUCCAUGUCUUCAUGGAGGGACUUGCUAUCCACGUGAUUCUUUCUACAUCUGCACAUGUAUUCCAGGUUACAGUGGUGACCGGUGUGACAUAGAUGUUGAUGACUGCCAAUCCAGUCCUUGCAGAAAUGGAGCUACAUGCAUUGAUGGUGUCAAUACAUUUACUUGCCUUUGUCUUCCAAGCUAUGUUGGGGCACUUUGUGAAAAAGACACAGAAACCUGUGAUUAUGGGUGGCACAAGUUCCAAGGGCAGUGCUACAAGUACUUUGCCCAUCGCCGGACAUGGGAUGCAGCUGAAAGAGAGUGCCGCCUCCAGGGAGCCCAUCUGACUAGCAUCCUGUCUCAUGAAGAACAGCUCUUUGUGAACCGUCUAGGACAUGACUAUCAGUGGAUUGGCCUAAAUGAUAAGAUGUAUGAGAAUGAUUUCCGCUGGACUGAUGGCAGUGUGCUGCAAUAUGAAAACUGGAGACCAAACCAACCAGACAGUUUCUUUUCUUCUGGAGAAGAUUGUGUGGUUAUAAUUUGGCACGAGAAUGGCCAGUGGAAUGAUGUACCAUGCAAUUACCAUCUCACUUACACUUGCAAGAAAGGAACAGUUGCUUGCGGUCAGCCUCCAGUUGUAGAAAAUGCAAAGACGUUUGGGAAGAUGAAGCCUCGUUAUGAAAUUAACUCAUUGAUCAGAUAUCACUGUAAAGAUGGCUUCAUCCAGCGCCAUGUUCCAAUCAUCCGGUGCCAAGGGAAUGGACGAUGGGAUUUGCCUAAAAUUACUUGCAUGACUCCAGCAUCCUCAUUCCAAAGGACUUAUUCUAAGAAAUAUUAUUAUAAACAUUCUUCACCAGGGAAGGGAAACUCAUUAAAUUCAUCAAAACAUUUUCAUCGUUGGAUCAGGACAUGGCCGGAUUCAAGGCGCUGAACGCACUUCUGGUGAAAGUGAGGUGUUCGCCAAGCCAGCCAAAGUCCUAACUUACUGUGCCUUUUUCUAUCAAUUAUAGGAGUAUUAUCAAGCAUUUUUUUUAAAAAAAAAAACUUAAGGACCUCAGUACUCACAACACAUAUCAGUGAUUGCUACAAAUGAAAGUUUGAAAAGGGAGCCAUUUCCAGCCUAUCUAGUAUGUUAAUUUCUCUAUGUCAUUGGUGAGGGACCAUUUGAUUAUCUAUGCCAGCAUCCUAUAAUAAUUAAACUGUUCCAUUUUAGCACCAAUGAUAAUGUAAAUAAGAUGAUUUAAUGGUGUUUAAAUGUGUGUUGUGUUCAAAAACCUGUAUAUACAAUGAAAUGUCACACUAAGUUCAGGCUUAUUUAUGGCUAUUUGGCCUCAGAGGUCUUUAAUCAUUUAUUUCAUUUGUCUUGAGGUACUUCACCAGGCUGGAAAUAGUUUUAAAAUGCUGUCUGCUCUCUUUUUGUAAACGUGGGAGAAUACGGCUGAAGAUGAACAAGCUGAGCAGCAUCUUGCUUUGGAAACAUGGCGAUUCCCCACCCGAGAUACAUGUACAACCAUGUGGUAUGAACCUCACAUCAGGAGUACAAUCCAUGGAGCAACACUAUACUGCCAUGUACUGUACUAGGGAUUGCCAUGUGGACCUUGACUUUUGCCCUUUCCAGCUUCAUCAUCAUCCAAAAGGGACUUACCUGGAGGACUUUUUUUUUUUAAUGACAAGGAGGGCCUGUAGGAAUAAUAAAAAGUGCUAAUACAAUAAAUUUCAGCCCAGGGCUACUUUUUAAAAAGAUGACUUUUACAACACUAACCACAGGUCAAUGUUACAGCUCUCUGCAUUUUAAGAUGGAGUUAGACAGACCAACCUUUUUUUUUUUGUAAAAAAAAUAAAAUAAAAUAAAAAGUAAAUAAUUUUGUAUAUAAAUAUAUAUAUAACCAUUUUUAAUCCUUUUAUAAAGUAAUGAAUGUUUGUGUAUGAAUGCUGCAGCUGUGAAGCGUACAUAAAUAAAUGAAGUAAGCCAUACUGAUAUAAUUUAUUGUAUGUUCUUUUUAUCUUGGAAUAGCUUGGUAGCUCAUUGUUAGCUCCAAACUCACCUAAAUACCUUUGGAAGAACCAGAGUUGGCUUCAGAUGUUUUUUAAUGUAAGGGGGAAAACCCUAAUAUAUGGGAUCAUUUGUCUGUGAUGAGAUGAGUGAGCGCAGUGUGACUUGUAUACAAAUCAGCAUCUUUACUUGUGCACAAUAUCUAUGUGUCCAUAGAAAUAUUGUAGAUUUUUCUUCAUAGAGGCACAGUUAGGGAGGUGUUCUUCCCCAUUCAGCAAUCGGCUCUGUCAUGACUUGGCUGGGUACACUAACCACAGAAAGUGGUACUUUAAAAGAGUAGAUCAGACAGUAUCUGUCUCAGGAUCCAUUCUACACAUGUAGUAGAGAUACAUACGAUGCUGUCUUUUCCUGGCCACCCAAUGCACCUGUUCCACUUCCAAAGUCAAUUAAUUUUCCCAUAGGGCUGUAAUUCUGAAAUAGGUCCUAGUAGAUUUAACAUUUAUCCCAGAUCAUGUGGUCAGUUGCUGGAUUUUAUCUGGGACAGUAGCACCUGAAAUGGGCCAACACAUAUCAGCUUUUGCAUGUGUAUGUCAUUUUCAAGCAUUGUGCCCUUGCAUGGAUGUCUGGUGAUGUCACAGCAGGGCAGAUUUGCUGGAUGGGGAAGGAAGGAGUGUUCUCAUGCCCCCUAUAACACGUUUUGUCCAUUGACUUACAAUAACCUUCCCAUUAUGGUACAGUUUUUGGGAAGAGCAAGAAAGAUUUUAGAUGUCCUGUGCUUUGAAUUUUAAAAUAAUAUUAUGAAGAAAAUUAUUCUAACUGUAUUGGUGCAUGCAAAGUUUGUGAGGAAAGUAGAAGUUAACAUUAAUUAACAAGGGCUAGUUCAUAGAUUUAUCUUUUCAUAAACUAAACUUAGUAUGUGUGUUUUUUAUGUGAAGUAGCUAUGGUUAUGAACAGUCUCUAGGUGUACUCUCACAUAUCAAGAAACUGGCCCUGGAUUGGUGCAAUAAGGUGAUCUUACACUUUCCUUUUGUGUAGUAUUUGAAUUGUAAUGCAGCCUCAAGUGGUCUGUAUUGGUAUUUACCCAAGUCAGGGCAAACCCUGUUUUUGGCAGAUCCCCCCUUUGUGGGGUACAGUCUCUUUACCACUUGAAAUUGCAUUCAGCUGAAUUAUUCAUUCUGAGACAUUGUAGUGACCUGAGACAGACUUUGUAAUAUGUGAAUUUAUGGUGAAUUCAUAUGACUAGUUUUCCCACUGUGUAGUAACUAUCUGCAAACACUAGGAGGAAUACCCAGAGAACAGGAGCAUAUAAAGUGGUUGGACAUAUAAUUAAGAUCCAAUACUAUGAUGCAACAAAACUGGCUUGCCAAUUACCAGAGUAUGAGUGGAUCAUGUAUGUCCCAUUUCUGUAUGGAACCUAACAUGUCAUAAUUCCAAAAAGAAUGCCACCAUAUUGUAGAAAAAUCUGGGUCAUCUUUCCAUGUUGUUAAGGUGCUGAUGAUGAUAGAUGGACGUGCUCUGCAAAAGGCUAGAAUAAACAUAACUAAGCCUCCAACUUAACAUUUUCCUGCAAGUUCAUUAACUUCACCCUUGCAAAAAUAGACCCAAAGAUUCCUAGGCUGAGCCAAAUUGGGACCAGUUUUGUGAAAUGUGAAACCACCCUGAGAAGAAGCAGGCUGUGCCUGGUCAUUUUGGCCCAUUGUGGUCUCUCAUACAAAGCUACCACUGUCUUGAUCUGUAAGUUUUCCUUCUUUCCAAUACACAGAAUCCAUUUUUCACUAUUUAUAUUAUAUUUUGUAUAGCGUGUAAUGUGAACGUUUUUGUGAAAGAAAGUUUAGAAACUUUGUUAACUUUUUAUAUAUUGGCUUCUGACUCACCAAAGAAACCUUGUUUUGUUCUACUGUGACUUGUCCUGUUUAUUGCAUGUCUUCGAAUUUAAGUCUUAUGUAGUGUCAGUUCUACUGAUGAGUCAAGUCAGAUAACUGAGAAUGACAAAUACUGAUGCAAACACUUUCAUAAUUUUUUACAUUUCUAAUAAUGACUUUUUAGCUGGUUAACCAGGGUCAACUUUUUGAUUGACUUUUAAUGGGAAAUGGAUUUGAACAUAGUCAGUUAGAUACAGAUGAUUUAUUAAAUCUGUUUUAUAAUAUACCAUAAAUAUAAUGAAUCUUGUGUACACUGAGAUUAUUCUCAAUAAACAGUAUAUAUACAUCA